Lymnaea stagnalis (great pond snail) is the source of this 1172-nucleotide messenger RNA. The record is from the annotation of a GenBank genome assembly. NCBI's taxonomy places the organism in Eukaryota, Metazoa, Mollusca, Gastropoda, Lymnaeidae.
CGUCCCUUAUUUCAUCCCUGAACAGGGGGGGCAAGGUAAUUACGGCUCACCCGUCACUUGUCACUCUCUUUUUCCAGAAUGUCAUUUAUGUAUAAAUAACAUGAAUACAUCAUAGAAGCUUUACAACUGUCUUGCUUAAACUAUGGUUCGGGGUAAGAAGUGUGUUUAUUUAUGUAUUUGUAUAAAUACAUGUAUUAUUCUAUUGAUGUUAAUAGAACUAUUGCGCUUGCUCAUUUAUUACACUUGUAAGAGCCAGCAAGUUUGAACAUAGGCAAAGAACUUUGGCUUUCUUAUAAAUUAAUCACGUUUAACUGAUUUUUUUUUUUAAGGUAGGGUUUAUAAACUUGUGAACUAAUUCAAAAUUUAAAUAAUUCCUAGCCAAUUCACUUUCGAUUAAGGAACCGUAUGUUAUGGUCCAUUUCAUAAUUUUAACCUACUAUUCUGAAUUAUAUUUUUUCUAUGUGCAAAAUUAAACAAAAGCUUUGUCGAAAUCGGCAUAAAAAUCACUGUAACAUGUAGAAAAUACAAUAUUUAUUGAUUUUAUUAUUCACAUCAAAUGCCUUAAUGCCUUUUUUUUUAAUAAAAAAGAAAGCAUCCAUUGAUGUCACGUGUCCAGAUGACAUCAUCAGCAAGCCGUCGGGUGAAAAGUCUUUCCUCUGUAUCGGCGCUCGCAUCACCGCCUCCGUCCUGUGUAACCUGGUGUCGCCAGCGGCUGCCUGUUUCCUGUACAUCAUGAAUCUCUCAGACGUCGUGACCUCAAUCAGCCUGGCCGUCAUCCCAACGCUGCUUGGUCUCAUCUGGAGCCCGGACCUCCAGGCUCACGUCCUUAACCCGUCCGGAAACGACCCCUUGUGUCACAAACGCUUCCGCCUGCUCUACGGCGUGGUGAAGGUCCUCGCCAUUGUGUUUUUCAUCUUGGUGGAGCUCUACUUCCGAAGUGACGUGGCCCACGCCGAUCACCUCCUGGAGCGAUAUCUGAGAGGGUUUUACGUCAUGGCGCGACCGGAGGUCAUUCUACCUCUGGCUGUUCAUUUUCUCAGCAGCCUCAUCGGGUUCGGGUUUUCCUACGCGGCGCUCGCUCUGUGCCAGCCUCUUUUUGGAGUCGUGGUGCCAUCUUUGUUUUCAAUGGUAACGAGUCUGGUGCUUUGCGUUUCAUUAGCCCCUUCCCUAUA